This is a messenger RNA of Cannabis sativa, 1403 nucleotides long. RefSeq names its product cytochrome c oxidase subunit 6a, mitochondrial. Gene Ontology annotation, biological process: mitochondrial electron transport, cytochrome c to oxygen. Gene Ontology annotation, cellular component: mitochondrial inner membrane. The transcript is spliced from 3 exons. Bases 99 to 593 code for a protein of 164 amino acids. NCBI's taxonomy places the organism in Eukaryota, Viridiplantae, Streptophyta, Magnoliopsida, Rosales, Cannabaceae. Gene Ontology annotation, molecular function: enzyme regulator activity. The record is from RefSeq and is a predicted model, not a curated record.
GGGCUUCGCUGCCUGGAGUCGUUGCGAAAAAGAGUCGGGUUUCAUUCAUUCUACGCUCUCCAAAAUUGAACAGAGAGAAAGAGAAAGACUUCUGAGAUAUGGCUAUGGCUAUGGUCCGAUCGGGUUUAAGAACCGCCUUGCGCGGUGGCUCUCGAGCCCCUGCUCAACCUAAGCGCAACUUUUCCUCUUCUGGUCAUCACGACGAUGCUUAUGAGACUGCAAAGUGGGAAAAGAUAACAUACGUGGGCAUUGUGGGGUGCACCAUUUUUGCAAUUUACAACUUAUCAAAGGGUCACCCCCACUACGAUGAGCCUCCUGCUUACCCAUAUCUGCACAUCCGCAAUAAGGAGUUUCCCUGGGGUAUGAUUUUGUCAUCGUUGUUUAUUCAGUACUCAUUUUUUCUUUACUGUGCCUCAAUUCCCAAAUGUGGGAAGAUAUGCAGUGGUAACAUGAAGCUUCAUUUUGUUUGUUUGUUAAAUAGUGCCAUAUACGCUAGAAUAUUUCAACAAUGCACUUAUUUUUAUUUUGUCAUAUCAGGAAUUUAUGUUCAUUUUUUUUAUUUACAUUGCACGGUUGUACUCACAUCCUCUUAAUAUCUGUAUGUGGCAUCAUAUUGUUGAAUAACAAUGUAGUGUUGUUGUUUAUGGAUUAAAUUUUUGGUAACUGUUAACAGUAUCUUAGGUGAUAAACAUUAUGUGGAUUGUUUAGGAGGUCCACUCUCCAGUUGAAAGAUACUAGUGAUCAUGCCUAUAAGAGUGAUGUUAUUUAAGUUGAUUAUUUUGGUGUUAACAAGUUGUGCUCCCGGAUAAGGAACAAUCUGUAGAUUCUAAAACAUGAUUCUUGUAGAUUUAAAAUGCCAUGGUUUUUGUGUCUAGUCUGUUCAUGAAUCAUAUGGAAAAUGCUGUAGAUUCUAAAAGUCUGAAUGGCUGGCUGAAAUGAAGGAUAAUUCAGGAUAUUUUGUGGAUAUAUUAAUGCACUUUAUGGUUCAUCAUUCUACACGCAUGUACUGCAUAUACCAGUUACUUGUAUACUUGUUUUGUUAUCUAUCCAUUUAACUAAGAUAUCUUCAUAGCAAUCUCCAUAACUCCUGUUUUCGGUUUGUUAGCUUUACUAAUAUCUAUAUUUGAUUUGUUUUAUGUUGCGCAGGUCCAGAUGGCCUUUUCGAGACUAAGAAUCACCACUAGAGUAAUUUUUGGUUCAUUUAAAAGCGAUGCCAUGUGGAACUCUUUUGAUUACAUUGUUUGUCAGAUAAAUUGGUUGACUUUAUUGCAAAUUUCUUUGGAUAAUUUACUUGCUCUGUAUAAUGUAUGGUUCUGGAUUAGAGCCUGGCAAGGCAAUCCUUUUUAUUUUAUUCCUGUGAAGGAUUUAAUAAGAUGAAGUGGUGAACUCUCUAUUUUCUGAUA